Leptosia nina is the source of this 2436-nucleotide messenger RNA. The record is from the annotation of a GenBank genome assembly. Lineage: Eukaryota; Metazoa; Arthropoda; Insecta; Lepidoptera; Pieridae.
AUGAAAGUUAUUCGUAAUAGUUUCUUUCUUCUAGGAAAACUGGUCAAAGUACUCCACGAGAAGUUUCCUGCGAAUAUUCCAUGGUUUAGUGUCGGCGUUCAGUAUGUUAUAGAAGCGUCUGGAAUGUUCACCACAAUUGAAAAGGCCUCGGGCCAUUUGAACAGCAUCGGUGUAAAACGCGUCAUAGUCACUGCGCCAAGUGCUGAUAUCCCUAUGCUGAUAAUCGGUGUUAACGAGGAAAUGGUUGCUCCUGAUGAUACCGUGGUCUCCUGUGCGUCAAGCACGCUGUAUUGUUUGGCGCCCAUAAUCAAAAUCCUAGAAGACAACUUUGGUAUAACAGAGGGCUUCGUUACCAGUAUUCACGCCAUGACUCCUUCCUUAAAACCGUUGGAUGGUCUAUGCUUGCGAGGAAAGCACUGGCGAGACCAUAGAAGCAUACACCAAAACAUUAUACCAGCAGUGACCGGUGCCUGUAAGGCUUUGAAUAAAAUCAUACCCCAGAUUAGAGAUAAACUGUCAGGGCUGGCUUUUCGUGUCCCUAUAGUUAAUGUUUCCGUUCUGGAUAUCUCUCUAAGAAUAAAUACGGGUACUUCUAUGGAAGUCGUCUUAAAAUGCUUACAUCAAUACAGCAAUUCGUCGAUGAAGGGCAUAUUAAGGAUAUCUAAUGAAGACGCCGUAUCUUCCGAUUUCCUUGGAGAGGAACAUUCUUGUAUUUUCGACGAGAAAUCGAGCUUUCAAAUGUCACCUAAUUUCUUUAAGCUCGUUUGCUGGUACGAAAACGAACAUUCUUAUGCGUGUCGCGUUAUCGAUAUUAUACUAUUUUCGGAAAGGCAGUUCCAAUGUCGCUUCUCUCCAAUAACGAUUGGUCCUAGACCAACUAGGGCAGCUACCACAGACAGAUGCAGGUCCGUAUUUGUUCCGCACAAUUAUAGCUUCCCAAUAAAUCCUAACAUGAUAUCCAGCACCUCUCAAGACACCGGUUUCAAAAUAAAAUUGCACCCGAAAACUUUGAAAAAUACAACUUUAGGCCGUCACUAUUCACCAACAAAUCGGACGACAUUAGGCCGAGUUGUUAUGAAGACCAAAGAAGCAUUGAACUCAUUUCAUCAUGACAAUAUAAUUUCGCAAACGCAAACACGACAAACAGUACCUACAAGUAAGGCGAGUUCUUUCUUUCAAAGCUGUGUGCAUUUUGAAUCUACACAGCAAACUAAAAUAAAGAAAAAUGAAGACGAACUGAGAAGAAUUAAACAUGAAUUUUCUAAAGUGGCAAGUUUAACAGAGAGUCUAUUGAAAAAGUCGAGUCAUGAUAAUAAUGAGUUACGUGACGCAGUUAAAGAUAAAAUUGAAAUACAAGAACCUACUCAAGCAUAUGAAGAAAAAAAAAUGAAAUACAUGGAUGGCACAGAGAAGGUAAAGGAUAGUAAUAGUAGAAGUCGAAUAUUUCCAAUGCAUCGCGAUUUCGAGGAACCCGAACCGAAACAUAAUGACUGUCACAUCAUAUCAGACCUAGAAAAUAAACAAUGUAUUCAAAGAGGAACUAUAAUCAGGAUUAAAUUAAGCGACACCCAUACAAAUGAUAUGAAAAACAAUACUAUACUAUCACAAAAUGCCUGUAAAAAAUUAGAUUACGAAACUAAACUAAUAGAUAAAAUCGAAAUUAAUUCUCUUCCGAGUAUAUCGGAAGUUGCACUGCAACAAAGAGAUUUUCUGGAAAUAAACAAUAUUUGCACACCAUAUUUUUCUAAUAAAAUACCACCUGAACAACAAGCAUUUGUAUAUAAUGUAUUACAAGCUCCUAAGGAUGAUGAAUGUAUACAAAACAAUAUUAGAAAAACGGAAAUCCCGACAGAAACUAACAACGACGAUGAACUGCAAACAAAAGACACGUUGGAUACUCAAUGUAACCAUAAAGGUAAUAACAUUUCGGAAGAAAAUAAACAUGGUGUUGAUGCAAACAUUAUACUAAAUAAAGAUACGGAAGAAGUAAAUGAGAGUAGUGAUCUAAAAACGAAUAAAAAUAUUUUCGAGAAAAUCAUUCAAAGAAUUUCUAUGAACAGAGUUCAGCUAACAUCAGAUGAACCAUCACGAAGUAUAAGUCCAUUACCAUCAAUAAACAACCUAAAAUUACGGGGAACCAGACAAGAUAUUUAUGAUAAAUUAGAUAGUGCUUCAGGUUCUGAAAACUCUUUUGAUUUCAAUGAUAGAAAGUCUCAAGUAAUAAACAUUACAGAUUUAACUAAAUCCAUAGAAGACAUUGCACGGCUAGACAAAAUUUGCAGGAUAAUUGAAAUCUCAGACGAAUUAUCUGACAAGUUGUUUUCAACAAUAAAUAACACUAAUGCUCAGGGUACCGAAACGAAAACCUGGUCUUUCAAGGACUUGUGUGAAAGAAUUAACUUAGAUGAAUUUUGUAGUAAAGUAUUCACUCCAUGA